Messenger RNA from Lasiosphaeria miniovina, 2313 nucleotides. Its product is annotated as P-loop containing nucleoside triphosphate hydrolase protein. Gene Ontology annotation, molecular function: ATP binding; ATP hydrolysis activity. Bases 1 to 2313 code for a protein of 770 amino acids. Lineage: Eukaryota; Fungi; Ascomycota; Sordariomycetes; Sordariales; Lasiosphaeriaceae. The transcript is spliced from 3 exons. The record is from RefSeq and is a predicted model, not a curated record.
AUGCGAAUGGUCAAGGAACGUCAAACAGGCCUAAGACAGAAUCUCUGGAAAUGGCGCUACAAGCUCAAGAACAUCGGCAAGAGCGGCGAAAAGACGCUGUCCGAUUUCUCGUCGGCCGAGGUUGCCAAGGCUGGCGAGUUUGACGACACUGCCAAGACUAGGUCCAAGACGAACAAAACCUCCAAGAACCCGUUGGCGUCCUCGGUUCCAAGCAAGAACGCCGACCUAGGGUCCAGUGUCUCGGUGAAGACGCUAUACGAGGGCCCCAACAGCCACGAUGAUUUCUACGACUGGGUCGACUACCCGCCCAAGCAACUGAGUAAGAGUGCUGUCAAGGCUCAGGACCGUGUUGCCAUCAAAGUGUUCAAGGUCAAGGACACGGAUAAGCCCGUCAUCUCGGGCCGCUCCAGCCUGCGCUAUCACAUGGUUGAGAUCCAGAACCCGCUGCUCCUGGCCGCCCUCGGCAACAUUCUGAAGAAACAGGACGUGCAUCUAGACGCAAACGAGAACGCGAGCUUCCAGCACCCCUUCACCAAGCUGUAUUUUGGCUACCCAGAUAUUUUGGCCGCCUACCGGGCACUCGGCAAUGACGACGCCAGCAACGCCCUCCGUCCCUUCCUACUCCUUCUCAUCCGCUUGCUCGAUGACAUCUUUACCGACACGCGGGCCAAGCUCGAGCAACUCCGCGCCAGCGGGCUCGUUUCAUACAAGCUGGCCUGGGCCUUUUUCCCUCGCAACACAACCGUCAUCGCAUGGGGCAACAACUGCGAGCUGCUCUGCAAAGUUACUGAUACGGCCUACAACUGUGCCGGAACUAUGAAGUUUCUGCAGAUCGAGGGCAAGGUACUUCGCUUCAAUGGCCGCGGCUUCCAGUGGGAAGAUUACCAGAUUAAGUUGCCUGAGUUUUCCGGCAACAAGCUCAUCACUCAGCUGCCAGCGUACCCCCUCGAAUUCCACGAGGGAGCCGACGAGGUAGAGGCGCGGUUGACAGCGCGGGGGCGCAAGGUGCUGGACUACCAGGGCCUGGCCUAUGUCAACUACACGGGCAUUGCCAUGCAUCAAGAUGGGAAGGAUAUGCAGAAACACAAUGUUGACGGCAGGGUGCUCAUCGACGUGGUUGGCUUUAACAAGCAUCACCUCGCGCUGGGGUCACGCGAGGGAGGCGACCCCGAGACGCAGAAGCAGCAGCUGCCCGUUCUCGGCGACGGCGACCACGAUAGCGACGACGGGGACGAGGACCACACAGCCCGCAAUCUAGCCACGGACGCGGCGUCGGGCGGCACCAGCGCCAAGAAGUCCAUGACCAAACGGAUUGGGCAAGCGGCACAGAGGCGCAACCGGGAAACACUUCUCGCCUGCGAGGCCAAGGAACCGCACUUCAUGUAUAUGCUGCCGCUGAUCGAGGGUUAUGCGCUUAUAAACAAGCUGUGGGUGGCCUUCUACGUCGAGGACAUCUCGCCGGUGGUGUGGAACGACCAGGCCUACGACCACCUCGUCUACGACGAGCAGCAGAAGGACCUGGUCAUGUCGUUUGUUGAGAACCACGGAGCUGUCGCGGUCCAGAAGCGAUCGAAGGCGAUGCAGGAUGUCAUUGCCGGGAAGGGCGAGGGUUUGAUCAUUCUGCUCAGCGGUCCCCCAGGGACGGGCAAGACGCUGAUGGCCGAGGCCGUGGCGGACCGUACGCAUAGACCGCUCUUCUACCUGCAGGCCGAAGAUCUCGGCACAAACCCGGCCAUCCUGGGCGCCAACAUCAAGAGGGUGUUCGAGAUGGCGACCGAGUGGAACGCCGUGAUCCUGCUUGACGAAGCCGAUGUCUUCAUGGCUGAGCGACACCCCUCAGACAUUACGCGCAACGAGCUCGUCUCCAUCUUCCUGCGCGAGCUCGAGUAUUACCGCGGCAUCAUCUUUUUGACCACCAACCUGUACAGCACCAUCGACUCGGCCUUCCGCAGCCGCGUGAGUCUGCACCUGCUGUUCAACUCGCUGACGCCCGAGGCGCGGACCAUUGUGUGGCGCAAGUUCUUGGACCGGCUACCGCCUCCAGUUGCCAUGCCGGGCAAGAGCCUUUGUGCCGGUGCCGAUGACGAGGGACCACUGGCGGCCGUGGAGCUGACUGAAGACGACGUCAAGGAGCUGUCGGCGUGGCAGCUCAACGGCCGCGAGAUCAAGACGGCCGUCAAGAUGGUCCGCACCUGGUGCGACCACAAGGGCUACGACAUGACGCUGUCGCGCCUCGAGAACGGCAUCAAGGUCACCAGCCCGCACGCCAGCAAGAGCACGAGCGACAACGACACGUCGCUGUACGAUGACUGA